Lolium rigidum is the source of this 1381-nucleotide messenger RNA. RefSeq lists its product as uncharacterized. Gene Ontology annotation, biological process: regulation of circadian rhythm; response to cold. The record is from RefSeq and is a predicted model, not a curated record. Bases 188 to 778 code for a protein of 196 amino acids. The transcript is spliced from 4 exons. NCBI's taxonomy places the organism in Eukaryota, Viridiplantae, Streptophyta, Magnoliopsida, Poales, Poaceae.
GCCACGAGGUAGGCGGUGCGGCGAGUCUCCCCACACCCACCUGCCGCACGCGAGUAACAGCUUCCAGAUAUUUCACCACGUGGAAAAGCGACGCCACCAAGGAUAAAAGAUCGGCCGGUCGUUCCGCCGGAGCACGCCGGAGUCGAGACGAAGCGGGCAAAGACUAGGAGCGAGCGCGAAGAAGACGAUGGCGGCUCAUCUGCCGGAGCUCGCGCGCUUGCCGGACUUCCUGGCGGUGUGCUCCUCUGCUGGGUGGACGGAUCAGAAGCACAUGCUCUACCUUAGCUUACUGCAGGAAUCUUUCGUGAACCGAUUGCACGAACAUGAAAUCGGCUUCAAAGGACUCUUCAGUCUGUCCCCAAGACCUUCCAGAACAACGUCCAAGGUUGUCAGAGCAAAGUCCUGCAGAAAGGUUGAGCAGAUCAUCAGACCACCCUGCUGUGAGCAUGAGGAAGAUGGAGAAGACCGUUGUACGGACGACGAUGCAUCGACCACCGAGACGGAACAAGAAUCCAGCAGCAGCUCCGAAGCAAGUGCGACGAGCCAUGGACGGUCUUCUGCGAGCCGUUCUGGCAAGCGAGAGCAUUCCCCUUCCAGGACUGCAGAUACUUGCAAGAGAACCACCUACUCGUGCGUUUCCUCAGAGGGAUCAGAUCAGAAUUUCGUUGACGAGGACGUCGAGGAUACAAACUGGAUUGGAGAAUCCAGACGACGUCGCGGCAACAAGAGACUCAAGUCUGCUGACGAUCGAUACGAUGGAUGUUGGAUGAUCAAGUGAGAGAGAGGCGUUGCGUCCAUGAAGGAAGAACUACAACAAGUGGGCUGCCUCAGUGCAAGAGAAGAGGGCACCGAUGGCCACAUGGAGGUCCCCAAAGUGGAUGCCGGAUUAUUGGAUGCAGCGCCUGGGUCAUCCUCCAAAAGGAUAAUUCACACCAACAAUGAAAUGUUCGGACUAACAAUGUGUACGUGCUCAGUGCUUUGCUCACCCGAGUAGGAUCACCAUGAGCUGUAGAAUAGGCAUCAAGACUCUAGUAAGUAUUAACCCACAUGUAGAACGAGUAUUAUCAAUUCCGAGGAAGAGUUCAAAGCUUACAACUGUCUAUGAUCCCUCCACCUCCGCGAGAAAGGAUGACUUCUUCAACGAGCUUUGAGGGUUAAAACCCUUAGGAGUGGUCAAAUGGGUGGUCCUCGGAGACUUCAAUCAAAUCCACCGGACGAGUGAAAGAACAAAGCCAAUGUCAACUGUAGCUGUAGCCAUAUAAAUCCAUAUAAAUCGCUUCUGGUCCGCCUUACAAGAUUGCGAGCUCAAAGAGAUUCAUCUCCAAAACCGUAGGUUCACUUGGAGCAAUGAAAGGCUCAACCCCGCCCUUUGCAAGCUUGA